Molecule: messenger RNA, 1308 nt
Organism: Saccharomycodes ludwigii
Lineage: Eukaryota; Fungi; Ascomycota; Saccharomycetes; Saccharomycodales; Saccharomycodaceae
Gene: IDP1
Product: isocitrate dehydrogenase (NADP(+)) IDP1
Exons: 1
Coding region: 1-1308 (435 amino acids)
Biological process (GO): isocitrate metabolic process
Cellular component (GO): mitochondrion
Molecular function (GO): magnesium ion binding; NAD binding; isocitrate dehydrogenase (NADP+) activity
Source: RefSeq, a predicted model, not a curated record
AUGUUGAGAACCAGCAGCUUCACCAAAAUCUACCAAUUUACCAACACUGUUUCUACUGCUAGAUACCUAAGUAGUAAAAUCAAAGUUAAAACACCAUUAGUCGAAUUAGAUGGUGAUGAAAUGACAAGAAUCAUCUGGGAUAAGAUUAAGCACAAAUUAAUCUUACCAUACUUGGAUGUUGAUUUGAAAUACUACGAUUUAUCUAUCCAAUCACGUGACAAAACUAACGAUAAAAUCACUACUGAUGCAGCUAACGCAAUCAAGCAUUAUGGUGUGGGUGUUAAGUGUGCUACAAUUACUCCCGACGAAGCCCGUGUCAAGGAAUUCAAUUUAAAGAAAAUGUGGAAGUCUCCAAAUGGUACUAUUAGAAAUAUUUUGGGUGGUACUGUUUUCAGAGAACCAAUUGUUAUUCCAAGGAUCCCCAGGUUAAUCCCUGGCUGGGAAAAACCAAUCAUUAUUGGUAGACAUGCUCACGGUGAUCAAUAUAAGGCCACAGAUUUAGUGAUUCCCGGUCCAGGCCAAUUAGAAUUAGUUUAUAAGGAAGAGGCCACUGGCAAGGAAGUUAGAACGUUGGUUUAUGACUAUAAAGAUCCUAACGGUGGUGUUGCUUUGGCAAUGUACAAUACUGAUAGUAGUAUUAGAGGAUUUGCUCAUUCUUCUUUCCAAAUGGCAUUGGGUAAGAAAUUGAAUUUGUUUUUGGCCACCAAAAAUACAAUUCUAAAGAAAUAUGAUGGUAGCUUUAAAGAUAUUUUCCAAGAGAUUUAUGAUGCUGAAUACAAAAGCAAGUUCGAAAAAGCUGGUAUUUCGUACGAGCAUAGAUUGAUUGAUGAUAUGGUUGCUCAAAUGAUUAAAUCCAAAGGUGGAUUUGUCAUGGCUUUAAAGAACUAUGAUGGUGAUGUUCAAAGUGACAUUGUAGCACAAGGUUUUGGUUCUUUAGGUUUAAUGACCUCUAUUUUGGUUUGUCCCGAUGGGAAGACUUUUGAAAGUGAAGCUGCUCAUGGUACUGUUACUAGACAUUACAGAAGAUACCAAAAGGGCGAAGAGACUAGUACCAAUUCAAUUGCCUCUAUUUUUGCUUGGAGUAGAGGUUUGUUAAAAAGAGGUGAAUUGGACAAAACUUCAAAGGUUGUUGAGUUUUCUAAAAUCUUGGAAGCUGCUACAUUAAAUACUGUUCAAGAAGAUGGAAUUAUGACUAAAGAUUUAGCCAUUGCUUGUGGUAAACAUGAUAGAAAGAGUUAUGUUAACACUGAUGAAUUUUUAGAUGCAGUUGAAAAUAGAUUAAAGAAAGAUAUGGAUAAGUUUGAUUAG